UUUAAGCAUCACCAGUUCAAUUUCCAAUGCGGCAACCCGGUUCCCGGCGUGAGCUGAUGCGAUCAAGUGUUCUCCAAUGGCAGUGGCUUGCUUUUCUUAUUAGAGAAUAGAGAGCGCUGUUGAAUCCAUUUCCACCUUAUGCGUUAAUGUGAUUUAAUUUCAAUAAAGCCUCCCUUCUUUUCUUUCUCCUCGGCGGCGGUCAUUUCUACACCAUGGCACUCCCUCGGGCUUGGAUGCCACUGAUGAGAUCAAUUGCUCGUUCAAGCAUACGAAAGGAAACCUCUUCCUAUCUGUUCAAGAGACAGAAUCUGCGGUACUACAGCUCAAAGAAAGGAUCCGAGCAGCAAUACGUGAUUUGGCGGCCCUAUCUUCGCCUCGCGAUCGGCGUUCCAUUUAUCGGCGCAUUGAUUUACUCUAUGAUAACGGAGAAUGUGACCGAGACCGAAGCUCCAACGAUUGCAGAAAUCGACGAGGCCUUGAAACGCCAGUCUAAGAUCAACGAAGCGUCUCCAAUGCGCUUGCGAAUGGAAAAAUUGAUCAAAGACCAACAGAAGAAGAUCACAGAAGAGCUGAGCAGAAUUGACGGUAAGGAUUUCCGCGCCGACACGUGGACACGCCCCAAUGGUGGCGGAGGAAUCUCGUGUGUGCUUCAAGAUGGAAAUGUUUUCGAAAAGGCCGGAGUGAACGUUUCGGUUGUAUAUGGUGAAUUGCCUCGACCAGCAAUUGAGAAAAUGCGUGCCGAUCACAAAUCAUUUGUUGGCUCAGACGUGGAAUCUUUGAGCUUCUUCGCUGCCGGUCUAUCGCUCGUGUUGCACCCUCAUAAUCCCAACGCACCAACGGUGCAUUUGAAUUACCGCUACUUUGAAACCUCUGAUCCAAAGGAUCCAAUCAAUGGAGAUAGAAACUGGUGGUUCGGCGGAGGUACCGAUUUAACUCCAUCUUAUCUUUUCCCCGAAGAUUGCACGCACUUCCACCAGACAAUCAAAGAAGCCUGCGAUCGCCACGAUUCCACCUACUACCCGAAAUUCAAGACCUGGUGCGAUAAAUACUUCUACAUUCCACAUCGAGGCGAAGCGAGAGGAGUCGGUGGUAUUUUCUUCGAUGACCUCGACGCCGACUUCCUACAAACAUCAUCGUCGUCUCAAAACCCGCAGGAGACUCUCUUCUCCUUCGUCAGCGAUGCUUUAGGUUCAUUCCUCCCUUCUUACGUCCCUAUUCUAGAGCGACGAAAGGACAUGCCUUACACGGAAAAACAGAAAGAGUGGCAACAGCUCCGACGAGGUCGAUACGUUGAAUUCAACCUGGUCUAUGACCGUGGUACUAGUUUCGGUCUACGAACCCCCAACGCUCGGGUGGAGAGUAUUCUGAUGAGCUUGCCUCGAACAGCGAGCUGGGUAUAUAUGGAUCCUGUUUCAGGAACAAGAACUGAGGCAGCUGCUGCCGAUGAGGGGCUAGUUGAUGUCGAAGAGACUGCUCGGGAACGGGAAUUAUUAGAUGUUCUAAAGCAUCCUCGGCAGUGGGCAUGAUUACGCCCUCUUUUGGUUUCGCAUUUAGCCGUGUUGCUGUUGGACUCUUGUAUCUCUUAAAAAAUUGUAUAUUAAUGGCACCUAGAUAUGUUCUUCAAUCUAACGAGGUAAUUACACGUAUGUAUAUAUU
Talaromyces proteolyticus is the source of this 1656-nucleotide messenger RNA. RefSeq names its product putative coproporphyrinogen III oxidase. Gene Ontology annotation, molecular function: coproporphyrinogen oxidase activity. Gene Ontology annotation, cellular component: cytoplasm; mitochondrial intermembrane space. The transcript has 2 exons. Lineage: Eukaryota; Fungi; Ascomycota; Eurotiomycetes; Eurotiales; Trichocomaceae. The record is from RefSeq and is a predicted model, not a curated record. Bases 213 to 1526 code for a protein of 437 amino acids.